ACGAGUAACACACAUGCACAUGGCGUCCUAUGAUGCUACCGCUGCCGCUCCAGAGAUGGUACCUGUGUUUCAGCCCACUGUGUGGGGUGACUUCUUCAUCAACUACGAUCCAGAACCACUACAGAUGUCAGACGAAGGGAUGAUAGACAGGUCCAAUGAACUGAAGGAGAAGAUAACUGGGCUAUUUGAGGGCAGUUCCAUAGUUGAGCAACUCAACCUUGUAGACACACUCCAGCAUCUCAGUAUAGAUCAUCAUUUUCAUGAACAGAUUCUCUCCACACUACGAAGCACUCAUGCUGGUGAAUUCAAUAGCUCCAGUAUCCAUGAUGUCGCUCUGCGAUUCCGCCUACUCAGGCAGCAAGGGCUUUGGGUGUCCCCAGAUGUGUUCAGCAAGUUCAAAGACGAAAACGGGACCUUCCAUGCUAACAUAGCUAAUGACCCAAGGGGACUAUUAAGUUUAUACAACGCAUCAUACCUUUUUACUCACGGGGAGACAGAGCUUGAAGACAACAUCUUGUUCGCAAGGCAACAUCUUGAAUCAAUGGAAGGUAAGCUUGAUUACACAUUGGCUGAGCAAGUCAGGCGUGCUCUUCACUUACCACUGCCAAGGACCUUGAAGAGAGUAGAGGCGCUGCAUUAUAUAUCAGAGUACAAAGAAGAGCCUAUGCACAACUCCUCCAUUCUGGAGUUCGCCAAACUCGAUUUUAACCUUCUGCAGCGUCUCCACUUGAAGGAGCUCAAGGCUCUCUCUAGAUGGUGGAAAAAUCUUUAUAGAGAAGUGGGGCUAAACUACUCGCGGGAUCGUGUUGUUGAGUGCUACUUAUGGUCAUAUACGGCAUACUACGAACAAGAGUAUACGCGUGCAAGAAUUAUUCUUGCCAAGAUUAUCGCAAUAAUAAUCAUGACAGAUGACACUUAUGAUGUGCGUGCUACUUUGGUCGAGUGUAGACAACUCAAUGAAGCUAUACAAAGAUGGGAUGAGAGUGCUGUUUCUCUUCUACCAGAGUAUUUACAGAAGUUCUACCUCAAGCUGAUGAGCACAUUUAAGGAGUUUGAGGACGAAUUGAAACCAGAUGAGAAGUACCGUGUCUCUUUUAGCACGAAAGCGUUUCAAAUAUUAUCAAGCAACUAUCUCCAAGAAGCCGAAUGGUUUCAUCAAAAUUACAAGCCAAGAUUUAAUGAUCAAGUGAAUGUAUCUAGUAUGUGCUCAGGCGGACCAUGGGUAUGUGUUGGGUUGCUAGUUGGUAUGGGUGAUACUGUAACCAGGGAGGCACUUGAAUGGGCCCUCGGUUGCACGGAUGCUGUCAGGGCUUGUGCAGAGGUGACACGUUUCAUGAAUGACCUUGCUUCAUUUAAGCGUGGGAAGAACAAAAAUGAUGUGGCCAGCUCUGUGGAAUGCUACAUCAGUGAGCAUGGCGUGCCAAGUGAGGUUGCCAUUGCCAAGAUUGGUUCUCUGAUUGAAGAUGCAUGGAAGACUACUAACCAAGCACGCUUUGAGCUCCCAGAGCUGCUUCCGGCGGUGCAGCGAGUCGCAAAUAUAACGAUCAGCAUGCCGUUCAUGUACGAUGAUAAGACAGAUGCUUUUACGUUCAGUAGCCGUCUUGAGGGGACAAUUAAGCGACUGUUUGUCAAUCCUAUUGAGCUCUAGACAAUGGUGAUGUGGUGCAUGUCUUUUGAUGGUAUCAUUCACCAGAAGAAGCACCAGCUACCUAAUGAUAGUAUAAGUGGUAUCAAAACACUCCCAAUCUGUUGCACCUAGGCUUGACCACUUGAUCAUUAUUCACACGAACAACUAUGAUGAACAGAAUAAGGCUUGCAUUAUUUUGUUACUUGGAAUGUAACA
Molecule: messenger RNA, 1843 nt
Organism: Lolium rigidum
Lineage: Eukaryota; Viridiplantae; Streptophyta; Magnoliopsida; Poales; Poaceae
Product: tau-cadinol synthase-like
Exons: 7
Coding region: 14-1648 (544 amino acids)
Biological process (GO): diterpenoid biosynthetic process
Molecular function (GO): terpene synthase activity; magnesium ion binding
Source: RefSeq, a predicted model, not a curated record